Messenger RNA from Oppiella nova, 3042 nucleotides. The record is from the annotation of a GenBank genome assembly. NCBI's taxonomy places the organism in Eukaryota, Metazoa, Arthropoda, Arachnida, Sarcoptiformes, Oppiidae.
UUUACAUUGAAACUCAGUGUUUGUGACAAAUAUUUCACUGUAUCGUCGAUUGGACUCAUAUUUGCAAUCGAGUGAUACAUUUGGUUUGUCUCGCGAUUAAAACUCAAUGUAUUUGUGACUCAUAUUCACUGAUUAAUUGUUAAUAAUGUUUAAUAGAUGUUUAAUAUAGAGAUGUUUGUUAUUAAUAUAUACGCGAAUACCGAUAGCAAUGUAUACUAAUAAGUCAUUUGACAAGCAAAAUGAAACUGUUGGUGUGAGACAGGUCCCAGAUCACAUUGCUGAUAUCAACCAUAAGUCAGACAAUAUAUCAGAACUCAAUGGUCGGCCAACCUGUGAGUCGUCGGGAGUCAAGGUUUUAACGCCUUUUGUGGGCAACGGAUGCGCUAAGAGUGAAGGCAAUUGUGACACUUUGAGUGCAAUGGUUUCCACAUCUUUUAUGGGCAACGGAUGCGCUGCCAAUGGAGACACCAGUGAAGUAAACGGCGAGACUUCAGGCGAAAUGGUUACCAAACAUUUGGUGACCAAUGGGUGCGAUCACAGUGACGAUAGCUUUGGGUCCUCGGGAGCAAAGGUUACGACGCCUUUUGUGGGAAACGGAUGCGACAACAGUGAAGAUACCCCUGAAGACAACUGCGAGUCUUCGAGAACAAAAAUUUCGACACAUCUGGUGACCAACGGAUGCGAUACCAAUGGAGACGGAGAGGACACCACUGAUUCGUCUGCAGCAGAGGCUUUGACACCAUUUGUGGGCAACGGAUUCGCUAUCAAUGAAGACGACUACGAAUCUUCAGGAGAAAAGGAUUCAACGCCUUUGUUGGUCAAUGGAAGCGAUCGCAACGACGACACCCCUCAACACCACUGCGCGUCUUCGGAAGCAGAGGCUUCAACACCAGUGGUGACCAACGGAUGCGUUAUAAAUGAAAAUAUAUCCGAAGAAAACUGCGAUCCUUUGGAAGAAAAGAUUUCGCCUCCUUUUGUAGGCAACGGAUGUCAUACCAAUGAUAACAGUGAAGAUACCACUGACCCUUCGGGAGCAAUAGUUUCGCCAUCUUUAGUGAUCAACGGAUGCCCAACCAGUGAAGACACCUGUGAUUCUCGGGGAACAACGGUUCCGACUCCUGUCUUGCGGAACGGCUGCGCCUCACCUGUAAUAUGUGAAGAAACGAGUGGAACUCCUAAAACACUUCCAAAUGGAUUGAAUGGUGUAAUUAAAAAUCACAACAACUCUAUUGAUAGUCAUGUCUGUCCGGACACCUCCUCCUUGCCAUCGAUGGAACCUAUGUCUCAGUCAUUGCCAUUCCCACAACUCUCAGGAGAGACCGUUAUGUUCAAUGGGACGACCACUGAUGGCAACCUAAUUGUCACUAAUUAUCGUCUAUUUGUGUCAUAUCUGAACCCUAAAGACAGACUUCCCAUAAGUUUGCCGAUCGGAACGAUAGAGACAAUCGAGUUGAGAGAUCUCUUCUAUUUAUACAUCUAUACAAAACACGUCCGAUCCUUCAUUAUCUCAUUCGCGUCGGGAGACGACUGUACCCUUUGGUACAAACGGCUCAUCGAUGUCUGCACACUGCAGUCUAAACUCGAGAAUCUAUUCUGUUUUAAGUACUUCGACGGAUCCAAAGCGGAUCACACGUCUGAUGUGUUGGUUGACCACAAAAACAACACCUGUUCCGAGACUCUCUCCGAAGAAUUGACGCGAAUGUCUUUCGAUGACAAUGUUUGGAGAAUAAGUGAUAUAAACAAAGAAUUCAAGUUAUGUUCGUCUUAUCCGCGAAAUCUAGUUGUGCCUCAAAGUGUAAGCGACAGUGAUUUGGAAGCUGUGGCUAACUUUCGCUACUCUCGAAGAAUUCCGACCGUUGUUUGGAGACAUCGUAAGAACGGAUGUGUUAUCGCCCGCAGCAGUCAGCCGGAAGUGGGUUGGCUCGGGUGGCGUAACAAUCACGACGAGCUCCUCCUCCACGCCAUCGUCAAGUCCUGCAGUUCUAGUGAUACGCCCGAUAAGAAGCUACUGAUUCUUGACGCUCGCAGUUAUACCGCAGCCGUCGCUAAUAGAGCCAAAGGCGGUGGCUGUGAGUGCCCUGAAUACUACCUGAGCUGCGAAGUCCAGUUCAUGAGUUUGGCUAACAUUCACAGCAUCCGUAAAAGCUUUCACUCUCUCCGUUAUAUCUGUGAGUCACCGGCGGAUCAGUUCAAUUGGCUAACCCUUCUGGACAACACUAAAUGGUUGCACAACAUAUCGGUACUCAUGAAGUCAGCAAUAAUUGUGGUCAACGCUAUUGAUGUGGAGGAGAGACCCGUUUUAGUGCACUGUUCCGACGGUUGGGACCGAACGCCUCAAAUCGUGGCUUUGGCUGAACUAAUGUUGGAUCCCUUCUACCGAUCGAUCGACGGCUUCAAAGUGCUCAUCGAAAGGGAAUGGAUUCAAUUCGGACACAAAUUCGCCGACCGGUGCGGUAACGGAGCCUUUUCUGACGAUAUCAACGAGAGGUGUCCUGUGUUUCUCCAAUGGCUCGACUGUGUUCACCAAUUAGUCCGACAAUUCCCCUCUAGUUUUGAAUUCAACAUUAAUUUCCUGAUUACACUCAUUCAACACACAUAUUCAUCAAUGUUUGGGACUUUUAUCUGCAAUAAUAUGCGGGAAAGAGAUGACCACCAAAUCAAUGAACUCACGUAUUCUGUUUGGUCUUACUUUCAUAACAGACGACAACAUUAUGUUAACUAUAUAUAUGAGCCCAAAGACCAGGUAUUGAGGCCGUCGUGCAAAGCCAAAGACAUUAUAUUCUGGAGUGAUGUCUACUCAGUAGACUGACUGUCCCCCACAUAUGCCCCGGGCAUUGAUGGCGUAUUCGAUGCGCGCACACCAGUUAUAAACUCAAAUUAAUUUACAGAUAAAUUAUAAAUAAAGACUUACUUUUUUAAUUUAAUUUUUCUAAUCUAUAUUUUUUAAUACACUUAUUACUAAUAAGUUAUUACCUAAUAAUAUACAGUAUAUACGCUUUAAUUGAAUGAAUAAAGUAAGCAUAAAUAGGUUUGCAAAACAUA